Molecule: messenger RNA, 2266 nt
Organism: Dama dama (fallow deer)
Lineage: Eukaryota; Metazoa; Chordata; Mammalia; Artiodactyla; Cervidae
Gene: TPRA1
Product: transmembrane protein adipocyte associated 1
Exons: 12
Coding region: 543-1862 (439 amino acids)
Biological process (GO): G protein-coupled receptor signaling pathway
Cellular component (GO): plasma membrane
Molecular function (GO): G protein-coupled receptor activity
Source: RefSeq, a predicted model, not a curated record
GUUUUGGCGGAACGCAGAGGACGCACCUCCCUUCCGGGUCGCCGCUGCCGGGAGGGCCGCGCGGGGUCAGGCUGAUCGCGUGUCCCGAUCGCGUCUCCCUUCCCCGCCUGCCCGCCGCCCGGUCUCCCGGAGCCGGCCUCCCGCGCCACUUUCGCGGCCCGAGCGCCGGAGGCCCAGGCCCGCGGCCUUUGGCGGGGUCUGCGCCCGGCGGCGGAUGGGCGGCCGGGGCCCCAGCAUCAGCGUGCCCUGUGCCCUUUGAACUGGCCAAGACUGUUUCUGCCUCCUGCCUUUGCCUUCACUGCUCCCUCCCCGGGAUGUGCUCUGCCCAGCAUACCCCAGUCCAGCUGAUUUCAGUUAUUUAGAUCUCAGUCCAAAUAUCAUUCUGUCUGACAACCCAGCCUGUGGCAGCACUGCUUUGCUCCGGCUUAGCUACUGAGCGAGGCUGAGGUGAUGAGGCAGACGGGCACUGCGUCUGCUGCACAACAGUCUGUGCAGGCUGACCCGCUCGCCUGAGACCCAGACACCCUGUUACCCUCUGCUCCAUGACUUCUGCCUCAUGGUCCACAGUGGAUGCUACUGCUCCCACCACCACACCUACAAUUCCAGGCAGUGGGAAAGGAGGAGGACGUGCCCUGAAAAUCGGCACACCUUGCUGCUCAUACCCAGUUGGACGCAACUUGGUCACGUGGCCACAGCCAGCACGAAGGGAAGCUGGGAAAGUGGCCCUGCUUCUGGGAAGUCACGUGCCAGCUAGAGUCCACGGCUCUGGGCCAGCUGCUGGCAGGAUGGACACCCGGGACAUGGGGGCCAGCUCUCCUCCGCCUCUGGCGCCCAAUAUCAGCGUGCCGCACCGCUGCCUGCUGCUGCUCUACGAGGACAUCGGCACCUCGCGGGUCCGGUACUGGGACCUCCUGCUGCUCAUCCCCAAUGUGCUAUUUUUCAUCUUCCUGCUCUGGAAGCUUCCGUUUGCUCGGGCCAAGAUUCGAGUCACCUCCAGCCCCAUCUUUAUCACCUUUUAUAUCCUGGUGUUUGUGGUGGCGCUGGUGGGCAUUGCCCGGGCGGUGGUGUCCAUGACGGUCAGCACGUCAGACGCGGCCACGGUGGCUGACAAGAUCCUGUGGGAGAUCACGCGCUUCUUCCUGCUGGCCAUCGAGCUGAGCGUGGUCAUCCUGGGCCUGGCCUUCGGCCACCUGGAGAGCAAGUCCAGCAUCAAGCGGGUGCUGGCCAUCACCACGGUGCUGUCGCUGGCCUACUCCGUCACCCAGGGCACGCUGGAGAUCCUGUACCCCGACGCCCACCUGUCGGCCGAGGACUUCAACAUCUACGGGCACGGGGGCCGCCAGUUCUGGCUCGUCAGCUCCUGUUUCUUCUUCGUGGUCUACUCCCUGGUGGUCGUGCUCCCCAAGACCCAACUGAAGGAGCGCAUCUCCCUGCCGUCGCGGAGGAGCUUCUACGUGUACGCAGGCAUACUGGCGCUGCUCAACUUGGUGCAGGGGCUGGGGAGCGCGCUGCUGUGCGCCGACAUCAUCGAGGGGCUCUGCUGCGUGGACGCCACCACCUUCCUCUACUUCAGCUUCUUCGCGCCCCUCAUCUACGUGGCCUUCCUACGCGGCUUCUUCGGCUCGGAGCCCAAGAUUCUCUUCUCCUACAAAUGCCAAGUGGACGAGACCGAGGAGCCGGACAUGCACCUGCCCCAGCCCUAUGCGGUGGCCCGGCGGGAGGGCCCGGAGGCGGUCGGGGCGGCCAGCACGCAGUUUGACUCGGCUGGGGUGGCCUACCUGGACGACGUGGCCUCCCUGCCCUGCCACGCCGGCAGCAUCAACAGCGUGGAUAGUGAGCGCUGGAAGGCCAUCAACGCCUGACGCAGCCGCCCCGGGGGCGGGACCGCGGGGGACAGUGAGCACUGGAAGGCCAUCAAUGCCUAUCGCAGCUGCCCCAGGGGGCGGGACCACGGGGGACUGGCUGCAGGGGGGCUGGGGGAGGAGAGCCCCAGCGGAGCGGACGAGGGGCCCUGCCCACCCUCUGUCCUCACCUCUGUUCAGCCGGGGCCGCUCCCCCUCCCAGCUGCCCCUGCCCCGCUCAGGAACGCGGGCCCGAGUGUCCCAGGGCCGGCCGGCCGCCGCCUCCCUGCAGCCUGGGGCCCGGGACUGGACUGGCCUCCUCAUCUCCCACCCCAACCCCAGAGCCCGCGCCAGUGGGUGGACCGAAGUGUGUCUAUUUUCCUGAUCUGUUUUCUAAUAAAAAGGAGAAGGGCGAAGGUGGCGUG